UCGUUUCUGCGCAGAUAGAGGGGUGAGCUUGUCAACCUGCUAGCACACACAAGGAAGACAACAUGAGCCAAGCAAGCUCAUGGUGCAGUGUCAUAGGAGAUAUUUUCAAGAAUAUUUAACUGACUUUAACUUUAAACGUUUCUUCCUUCUGCUCUCUAGGCGUCUCUUCAGAUAUUUAACGCGAAAAGUCAUGGCUGUGGAAAAGUUUGUGUGCAAGACACUGGAGCUCCUACAGGACGAGCGGGAGGCUGAAAUAGAGGAGACCAGAAUAUGGCAGGAGAACGUUUCUCUAAAGGAUCUUCAGAAUAAAGGAGUUUGCCUCCUGAAACUGCAGAUAGGAAGUCAGUCCACAGGCCUUUACGGCCGCACAGUUGUCACCCUAGAGCCAAGAAAGCAUCUCGGUUUCUCAUCUCUGCCAAGCAACAGCUUUGGACCAGGUGAUAUAGUUGGCUUGUAUGACACCUCUGGAUGCACUGCAGCCUCACUAAUCAAUACAGGGAUUGUGACCAGGGUCACCCAAGGGUCUAUAAAUGUGGCUUUUGAUGAGUUAAAGGAUGGGCUCAGUUUGGAUACAGAUGGUCUUUACAACCUCUUGAAGUUAGCAAACGAUGUCACCUACAAACGCAUGAAACGGGCUUUGAACGCAUUGAAUGGAUACAGCAAUGGACCGGCUGCCAACGUGAUCAGUGUUGUCUUUGGAGACUCACAACCUUCUUCUCCAUCACAACAAAACGAGAUUAAAUUCUUCAACUCAAACUUGGACGAUUCCCAACGAGAAGCUGUGUCAUUUGCUCUGUCACAGAGAGAACUAGCUGUGAUUCAUGGACCUCCAGGCACCGGGAAAACCACCACUGUGGUGGAGAUCAUCCUGCAAGCUGUCAAACAAGGUCAAAAGGUCCUGUGCUGUGCCCCCUCAAACGUGGCUGUGGAUAAUUUGGUGGAGAGGUUGGCCCGGUGCAAGGCAAAGGUCCUGAGGCUGGGUCACCCUGCCAGACUGCUGGAGUCCAUCCAGAAACAUUCACUGGACGCCAUCCUUGCUCAGAGUGACAACGCAAACAUCAUCGCUGACAUCCGUAAAGACAUCGAUAAAGUUUUUAUGGGAAGGAAGAAGACGCAGGAAAAGGGAGAGCGAGUGAACUUCAAACGAGAAAUAGGGGAGCUGAGAAAGGAGCUGAAAGUCAGGGAAACAACAGCCAUCACCCAGAUCCUUAAAAGUGCAGAUGUUGUGUUAUCAACCAACACAGGUGCUUGUGAUGACGGUCCUUUGAAGUUCUUGCCGGCUGAGCAUUUUGAUUGGGUGGUGAUAGAUGAGUGUGCCCAGGCCCUGGAGAGCAGCUGCUGGAUUGCCCUGCUCAAAGCACGCAAGUGCAUUCUGGCCGGAGACUACAAGCAGUUACCACCUACCAUCAAAUCACAAGCGGCUGCAUCAAAAGGUUUGGCUUUGAGUCUCAUGGAAAGAGUGAUCCAGAUGUAUGGAGACUCUGUGGUGCGUAUGCUAACUGUUCAGUACCGCAUGCACAGCGCUAUCAUGGACUGGGCCUCCAAAGAGAUGUACCAAGGAAGACUUACCGCUCACAGCUCGGUGGAGAAACAUCUGUUAAAAGAUCUAGCAGGAGUCACCUCUGUGGAAGAGACCAGCGUGCCGCUUCUUCUUAUCGACACGGCGGGGUGUGGUCUGAGUGAAAUGGAGGUCACAGAUGAGCAGUCCAAAGGCAACCAAGGUGAGGUAGAUAUUGUUGAACUGCACAUAAAAGCUCUGACUGAAGCUGGGGUCAAAGCUAAAGACAUAGCUGUUAUUGCUCCGUACAAUCUACAAGUUGAUCUCUUACGCCAGAAACUUUCCUCCAGGCAUCCAGAGCUGGAGAUAAAGUCAGUGGAUGGAUUUCAGGGCAGAGAAAAAGAAGCUGUCGUGCUGUCAUUGGUUCGGUCCAAUAGAAAAGGUGAGGUUGGUUUUCUGGCAGAGGACAGAAGAAUAAAUGUUGCCGUCACGCGCGCCAGACGCCACAUCGCUGUAGUGUGCGACACGCAGACGGUCCAGAAUCACGCUUUCCUGAAAUCCCUGAUCAACCACAUGACCGAGUUUGGUGAGGUCAGAACGGCGUUCGAAUACAUUCAAGACGUCGUGCCACAGAAUUACACCCGCGACCACAAAGAUGCAAAGAACACAUCUGCCAGCUCCUCCGCUACUUCGAGCAAACAGAAGGCGAGAGAUCAGCCUUCGAGUAAGGCAAAGCAAGGACAAAAGAAAUCCACUGGCAGUAAGGACAAAAGUUCAGAGAAGCACACAAAGUCCUGCACAACAGCACUGACAGAGCAAGAGAAGAACAACAGAUAUGCUGAGAUCAAAGCGCAGGUGGAGAGCUUUAUGAAGGACCUAAAUCGACGUGAUCUCCAGUUUCCUUCAUCCUUCAACUCUCACGACCGCCUGCUGGUCCAUCAGAUCGCAGAGGAGCUGGGUCUCGUACAUGAAAGCAAAGGGGAGGGGAGCGACAGGUGCAUCACAGUCUCCAGGCCCCUGAAGUCAGCACCAGCUGAGGAGCCAACACAAGAAGAAGAAAAAGAAAAAACAGUAGAAGAAGAAGCAGUGGAAGAGGAAACUGUCGCAACUCCUCAAAUCAAGCCAUCGUCCCAGCCUUCGUUAGACCUGAAAAGUUUACAUUUGGAGAGAAUGAAGAGGGAGCAGCAGAAAAGGGAAGAAAGUGCCGUCAAGAAAAAGCAACAGAACAACAUUCAUCAAGCUCAGGGACAAACUUCAAAGAAGGCCAAAGGGAAGACCAAGACGAAGGCAGGCGCCUGUGACAUCGCUGCUGCCGCUGCUGCAGAUGACGACUUUGACUCACUCAUCAGCGCCGUCAUGAAGGCUGAGAGUGUUUGCAGUUUCGUCAAGUGUAAAGCGUCUGUGCUGACACUCGGACAGCUUUGCAUGUUCUGCAACAGGCAGUACUGUCUCAGUCAUCACAUACCAGAGGUUCACGGCUGUGGAGAUAAAGCCAAGGGUCACGCCCGGAUGAGAAUCAGCAAAGAGGGCGUUCUUUAUGCUGGAAGUGGGACGAAAGACAAAUCCAUGGACCCCAAUAAGAAGGCCUACCUGCAAAGAAAGCUGGACUCUAAACUGAAAGAUAUGGCUACACAGAGGAAGACAAAAACCAAGGAGAAGGAUGGUUAAUGUCACCAAGUCAGCUGCUCUAUAGUUUAACAAAUCUUUGAUUACACUAAAUAAAAAAAUCAAAUGUUUGAUCGUAUAAAA
Messenger RNA from Mugil cephalus (flathead mullet), 3247 nucleotides. RefSeq names its product immunoglobulin mu DNA binding protein 2 (gene ighmbp2). Gene Ontology annotation, molecular function: 5'-3' DNA helicase activity; ATP binding; ATP hydrolysis activity. NCBI's taxonomy places the organism in Eukaryota, Metazoa, Chordata, Actinopteri, Mugiliformes, Mugilidae. The transcript is spliced from 16 exons. The record is from RefSeq and is a predicted model, not a curated record. Bases 80 to 3166 code for a protein of 1028 amino acids.